Molecule: messenger RNA, 738 nt
Organism: Exophiala aquamarina CBS 119918
Lineage: Eukaryota; Fungi; Ascomycota; Eurotiomycetes; Chaetothyriales; Herpotrichiellaceae
Exons: 1
Coding region: 1-738 (245 amino acids)
Molecular function (GO): acyltransferase activity, transferring groups other than amino-acyl groups
Source: RefSeq, a predicted model, not a curated record
AUGGAGGGGCCCGCGUUCACCAGCGAGAACAUCUCGGUCCCGUCGUUGGCGAAGAAUAGAAACGGCCCGGCCGGUAGCCAGGCUUCGUUACCACCAACCACGAUCUCGACAACAGAGGAAUACCGGUAUCGACUCGCAGACAUCUACUCCCGGGCAUCGGUAUCAGACGCCUUAAUCGCGCUGUUCGAGCACGACAAAGACCCGACUCUCACAUGCGUGACAACAGGACUCGUGCACAAGGCCUGCGAGAAACGGAUCGAGAGGAAAGUCGCGCUUGGGUCGCUGAUCGUAGAAGCUGCGAAUUUCGCUGCCGUCGCGUGCUGGGAACCCCCUGCCGCGACGCCCCCGAUGCUCAGCGAGGGCGAACUCCUCGAGAUCGAGAAAGAGCGCCCGGCUUUCGCGCAGUUCACGCGCGAGAUCCAGGGCGCGAGGUCGGAGGUCCUCGGGCCCGAGCAGAAGUAUUGGUGCCUGUCGCUCAUGGCGCGGGACCCCGACAGGAAGGACAAAGGCGCGGUCAGGGCGGUCAUCGAGCCGUUUGUGGCGAGGGCGAGGAGUGAAGGUGUUCCGCUGUGGCUCAUUGCUGGCAACCUACGGGCGAGGGAUGUCUAUGCGUAUUUUGGCUUCCGUGUCGUCAGAUAUCUGGAGUCGUUUCCUAAGGAGAGGACACCGGCUGUCCAAGGCGUCCCUUCUUGGGUCAUGGUCUGCAAUUGGCCUGCUGAGGGAGAGGGCGGAAGCUGA